Molecule: messenger RNA, 1230 nt
Organism: Eucalyptus grandis
Lineage: Eukaryota; Viridiplantae; Streptophyta; Magnoliopsida; Myrtales; Myrtaceae
Product: F-box protein SKIP23
Exons: 1
Coding region: 1-1230 (409 amino acids)
Source: RefSeq, a predicted model, not a curated record
AUGGCCAUCAAUGCCUGCGACUCUCUCUCUCCCAGCCUUCCUCUUUCUCUGUCUCCACUGCUGAUGCUUCCUCUCGACAAGGACGAGGUUGGCCAUGGCUGUCGCCUCUUCAGCCUCAAGGACAAGACCGCCCUCGCCCUCCGCGGCUUCCCGGAGACAUUCUCCGACAGCCGCUGCGUCGGGUCCUCGGACGGUUGGCUCGUGCUCCUGGACAAGGACUCGGAGCCUUACCUCCUCGACCCGAUCCGCGGCGGCCGGGUCCUCCGCCUCCCUCCCGUCGAGACGUUCCCCUGCGUGCUCCAAGUGCUUCGGAGGGACGACGAUGACGACGGCCGCGGUUCAGCCGCCUUUUAUGAGGCGGUCCAUCUGAAACGUUUGCGGACCACGGCCCUGCUUCCUCUCCGGACGCUGCGCGAGUAUAUCAUCUCGAAGGCCGUGUUAUCAGCGAGCCCUUAUGAUCAAGAUGAUGAUGAGGGCAAUAGUUGCUGGGUCGUCGCGAUCUUUGGCAGCGAGUCGAAGCUCGCGAUUUGCGGCUCUAAAGACUUCGGCGGAGGCGGUGCAUGGACCGAGCUAACUGGCAAGCAUGCUCCUUAUAGCGAUGUCAUGUUCUACUACGGAACGUUCUUCGCCCUCGGCAACGACGGAUUCGUCGAAGUGUGGGACUUCAAUCGGGACCACCCCAUAAAACUCAUGGAGAUCAAGUCGUCCUUCCCGCAGAAAUCGGCCGAGGCUGCACGCGUUCUCAGGAAUCUUUGUUUCACGAACACAUACAUAGUCGAGGCGGCAGGUGAGAUUUUGCUUCUCGUGAGGUUUGCAGGGUAUUUCGUGAACGAACACGGCGUCCCGGUCGAAGAAGAUGACCUCCUGACCGACGAGGACAUACGCCCUCUGGUCUGUCCCUACAGAACGCUGUAUUUCCAUGUGUACAUGCUGGACAUGAACAGCGAGGAGUGGGUGGGGCUGGACUCGAUCGGGGAGCGGGCCGUGUUCGUGGGGGGGAGCCACUCGAGAUCGGUGUCGGUCCGGGACUUUCCGGAGUUCGAGGGGAACUCGGUGUACUUCACGGACGAUAACUGGGAUCCGGCGGAGCACGACGACCUGUACGGUGGGCACGACAUGGGGGUGUACAGCUUGCAGAGCGGGAAGGUGAAGGAGAUUUGCGAAGUCGGUUCCGACAAGAUCGAGCCUCCUCCGUUUUGGGUUUUCCCAUCUGAUUAUCCUUCCAAGUGA